UGCAUUUGUAGACCAAUGUAUCUCCUGCGGAAGAUGAAGAAGCGCAUUGAAUAUUUUCAAUUCUUCUGUCAGACGCCUAGUCAACUUAACAAUCAGUGACAUAUCAUUAAGAACCCACUCAACAUUAACACUAUACAGUUAUUUGGCACGAUCGUGUCAGAUCAUGCAUCCCAUAGAAGUGUCAAUCCCGUCUUUUCGAUCGGAGGGCAGUAACGUGGAGAAGGGCUACACGGUGAGUUACACUGAUCAGUUUUUAAAGGUUUUCAAGAUCGAGGUGCUGAUGUGUGGUAGACAGCAUACUGUUGAGAAACGAUACAGUGAAUUUCAUGCUCUACAUAAUAUGCUUAAAAAGAUAAUUAAAACUGCUGAAAUCCCUUCAAAACAUGUGAGGAACUGGGUGCCUAAGGUUCUUGAGCAGAGAAGACAGGGGCUCGAACUCUAUCUUCAGGCUAUAAUCAUGGAAAAUGAGGUUCUUCCAAAGAUAUUCUUGGAUUUCCUCAAUAUCCGCCAUUUCCCGUCACUGCCAAAAACAGAGAGUUGCGGUAAACUGACACACCAGCCAGCACUGCUCUUCCAGAGGGAUCCAUAUCUGCUACCUACCACCAACGAUACAUUUUCAAACAUGGUCAUUGAAGGUGUGAUACGUGGAAUAUUCUAUCCAGACUUCCAGCCGAGGUAGAUCUCAGCGCUACAGACACACAUCACCUCCGAUUCAUGGACAUAAAGGGAUUCAUAUAAGCAGCACUAAAUCACGCAACACCAGUUUAACAGACUCACUCGUCCUAGCCUUAAUAUUGUAUUAUGGUGUCUACACUUCAUGGCAUUUUUGCCUAGUUUUAUGGUUUUGUGUAUAUGCAGGGAUUGAGAUUUAUUCGUUUAUAUCAAGUGUCUCAAGCCAAGUACCUUGGCAUAAAUUUGCACAUCUAUAAUAAAAAACAAAACAACAUGUCGUAAUUUGAAACUAGGUUUGCACGCGUCAGAUUUGAGGUCAGUACUGAAGGAUGUUUCGUCCACUGACUGUAUAUUACUCCAAAUAUAUCUGUUAGGGAUCAUGAGCGCUUUAAACACAUCUAGUGAAGAGCCUUGAACCUUCCUGUUAUUGUUAUUGAUGUAUGUGAUGUUAUUUUCUUUAUAUUUUACAACUUUUUUAUGUGAAAAUUAUUGAUUACCAGCCUUGGUUUAUCAUGAAAAAAGGGAACUAAUGGGUGAACCAAACCAGUGUAAAUGCCUACACGUUACUGCCCAAAAGUGUGAAAAGAGUUAUUAUAAUAGUUACCUAGCUCAAUGCUAUCCUGGACCAAAGCAAGCCUUUUCGACAGUUUAUUUUCUUUGAAAAUGCAGUUUAGUCUUGGACUAACAUUAUUUAGUUUAAUAUAUUUAGGCAUUAACUGAAAUGUGUACAAUGCGAGGGAGCAUGUAAACACUAGCUUUUCAAAGCUUUAACACUAGUGCUUGAAAAAGUAGUGAAGGUAAUGUCAUUUGAGAGGUACUAUGAUUUACAACUUCAGUUAAGGUGGUCUUUUGUUAAUCAGUUUGCUGACACUGGAUUUAUAAGGUUAUAUAUCCAGAUACAAUUUCAAGCAGACCUAUUUUUAGUGUUUGUUUUCUUCAAUUUGUCUUACAUUUGUGUUUGGACUAUGUGCCAUUCCAUUUCAUGUGUUGUAUGUUAUGGAAACUUUAAAUUGUUGUAUCUUGCACUUUGACCUUUGUGGAAAAAAAUCAAUUCUAACUAAUUAUUAUUUUGAAAACUGACAGCAAUAAAACAUCGUAUUUAUUCAUGAACUGAAUAUUCUCUGUUGGAAGACAUUGUACUUUUAAAUGACACAUGGUGCCAAUUUUGCCCCUUUUUAUUGAAAAACGGACAAAUUUUGAACAGCAAGCAAAUUAUUGGCAUAUAAAAGCUGUAACAAGUUGUGUUUCUUCAUGUUGCAUAAAACACUUUAGACCACCCAUGCAUUUAAUAAGAACUCAGCAUUUUGCAUAAUGAAACUUAUGCAUUAAAGACAAUUCAGUACCCAUUCUGUCAAAAUUUGGCACAAUUUACAGCCAAGAAAUUAAUUUGCCAGUUAUUUAUAACUGCACUUGAUGUAAAGUAUCAAAUCUGAUAAUGAGACAAUACAUGGUAGAGUACCUCAUGCACAAAAUGUUAUUUUUAAGUUAAAAGCUGUGGUUUAAAGUUUCAACCUACCACCUCAAGCUUAUUCUCAAUAACCCAGGUUUCAUUUAGUGUCUUUCACAGAUUUUUAUUUAAUAGUAAAACUUCUUAAUACUAAAAACAGUUCAACAGCAUUUCAACUCUUAAGGCUUUUUUUUUCUUCUGAAUCAACUUGCAAGACGAUAAAAUAAAAAUGUUGUUUGACAAGUAAAUCUUAGUGUCAUUGUUUCAUUUUUUAGUAACCAGUAAUACAUUAGAGUUAAAGGAAUAGUUUAUCCAAAAAUUAAAAAUCUGUCAUUAUUUAAUCAUAGUGUAAUAAGUUUGAAUAUGCAGAAAUGUGAAUAAGAUUUGAGAGCUACGACGAAGGGGAAGACUUUCUGUGAGCAUCACACAAACCUAUCGUAUGGGUUCAGAGGUCUUGGAAUACAGAGCACAUGAACUACUUUUAUGACACUUGUAAUAUGCUAUUUUGCAAUUUUUGGAGAUUGGCAGCCAUAGUAUCGCUAUAUGGAAAAGCAAAAUGUGAAUAUUCUGCCUGACAACUUUUGUGUUUACCAUAAGAAAGUUAGUCAUACACGUUUGGAACAACAUGAGGGUGAGGAAAUGAUGACAGAAUUUUCAUUAUUGGGUGAACUAUUCCUUUAAGAUACUGUGAUGUGAUUAUUUUCAUGAUCGUACUGUAAACAAUA
Messenger RNA from Myxocyprinus asiaticus (Chinese sucker), 2844 nucleotides. Its product is annotated as sorting nexin-24-like. Lineage: Eukaryota; Metazoa; Chordata; Actinopteri; Cypriniformes; Catostomidae. Gene Ontology annotation, molecular function: phosphatidylinositol phosphate binding. The record is from RefSeq and is a predicted model, not a curated record. The coding region runs from base 164 to 679 and encodes 171 amino acids. The transcript is spliced from 6 exons.